UUGGUUCUUGCUUAUCCUCAUUGCUAUUUAUCUUAUUUUCGUUAUCAGGUGAAAGACUGCAUAGAUCUCUUCACUCUUCGUCGCUGUGCCGUCAAAAUUGUCUCCAAAGUAGGUGUUCGCAAGAUUCCCGGUGGUUGGUCUCAAGCCCUCACAGAGGCCUGCUUACUUCGUGCCCUCCCCCCACACCGACAUAUUGUCUCAGUUAUCACUGCUCUCCGUCUCUCUAAUCCAGAUCGCGUCGCUCUGGUCAUGGAACAUUGCCUCGGCUCUGUCCACGACCUUCAAGCUGCUGGUGUCCAAUCAGCAACCUCAGGUCUCUCUCUCCCCGGUGCCCCUCAAAACGACUCCGGUGCUGAUCCAUCUGGUUUUAAUCGAAUUGCUACCCUUCCAACUAUUGAUGGAGACGACGAAGAUGAUAGGGAAAACUCCCCUGCUCUUCCUCCUCAAGCGGCUCGAAAGCAGUCAGCUUUUGUCCAUCCCAAUCCUCCUAUGGUUGGUGUGUCUGAUGCCUCUGAUACUGGCUCCCAACAGUUUAGAAGACUGCCUGAAGCUCAAGCCCACGCUUACUUUAUCCAGCUAAUUGAUGGAUUGGCGUACCUCCAUGCGAAUGGAAUCAUCCACAGGGAUAUUAAGCCCGCGAACUUGCUGAUUACUCCGGCGCCAGGUUCUGGAUUGGCGGUAAAUGCCUCGUUGGCGCAUGAAUAUUUUGAUGGAUGUUCUGGAGGUACAUAUCAGCCGGGUCUUGUUCCCUUCAAUGGAGAGGAAGUGCUAAGGCUGUCAAGGGGGUAUCUCAUAAAAUUGGCGGAUUUUGGAGUGUCGGUUUCGAUAUCUGCUUUCAAUAAGAGUGAUCUGGUCGGUGCCGGUCAGAUCACCCCUGCCGUCCAGCCUCCAGAAGUUGCCAAGGGCGACCAGUCCUCAUUCUAUGGACCUGCAUUGGAUGUAUAUAGUGCUGGUGUCUCGCUUUUCUUCAUGCUCACUGGUCGUGUACCCUUCAAUUCUCCUAAUGUCCUUCAGAUAUUUGAGGCCAUCUCUCAAGGCUUCUAUGUCAUCCCUGGACAUGUCUCUGUCCCAGCUGCUCAUCUCAUCCGCGGCAUGAUGUGUAAAAAUCCUGCUAAACGUUUGACUCUGGAGAGUGUAGCUCGGCACGAGUGGGUCGUUGAUACUCAACACCUCCUGCCUCCGCCUAGUCUUUCAACUGCCGCCAAGGCAUGUGCUGCCCACUGGCGUUCCAUUUCCGUCGCUAAAACCGCUGCCUCAACUCCAACCAGAGAUUCCCACUCUUCUCUUUCAACACCUCGUGGCUUCCCCUGUUGGCUGGAUCCCCUUAUCUACCUGCGUCGGCCAACUCCACAAUUUGAAGCACCUCAUAUUGAUGAAACCGGUGCGCGGAUUUUUUCCCUCCCUGAGAUCAAGUCAAUGUGUGCGUUAGGGCGCAUUCCUCAUAGUGUUUAUGAAUUAACAGGAGAAAAUUCGGGCGAAGAAACGUCUCUUAGUUCAUCUCCGCGGCACUCCCCUACGCGGUUCAGUGUGAGCUCCUUUGAAGGCGAAACUGAGGGCGUUGUCAUGUCUUCACUACGACAAAAUCCGAUUCGGUUUGUUGAUGAACAGUUUCCAAUCGCUCCGGCUUCCAUCAUACGACAGUUGAGGACAUACCACAACUGGCCUCCCUUGCCCUCAACCCAUCAAGAACCCGGUUUGACUGACGAAAUCCACCCCUUUAGUUUCGGAAGUUGGAGGAAUACCAGCGGAGUUAGUGGCCAUUUGGAGGAGUCGCUGGCUCGUUUGGGUAUUAUAGACUAUGGCUCAGCAGAUGCCGCAGCUUUCUAUCUUCAGCAGCAACAGCCCCAAUCAGAAAUGGAGGAGCCGUCAUCCGAAGAUAUCCAACCCUUUAUUCGUCCACCCGAUUUAGAAGUAGCUUUUCGACCUACCGCGAACACUACGAUACCUUCUUCACGUGCCUAUGGUGGUCAUUCCCAGCCCACUUUCUUAACUGUCUUUGAAGACAACCAGCAACCCACUUCGCCGCAAGAUUUACCUGUGGAUGAGAGUCAAAGUUGGAUCCACUCGACAAUUACUGCUGGUACGUUGACUUCAGAACAGCUGUCUUCUUUAGCAAGGCAUAUGGAGGAAGAACAGCAAAGGAGAAUGCAGCUGUCGCAACAAUUGCAACAGCAGAGAUCCAGUUCGAACCGGUCCUCCGUGGAGCCAGUACAACGUCAGCAACCUGCGGAGGCGUUAGCCAGUUCCCGUUCCAACGCACGAGAUCUCAAGCCCCGUCACCGUAGAGGCCCGACCGCACGACUUACAAGAUGGUUAUCUGAUUCCAUCUCCUCAAUUCGCAAUCGCUUUCGAUACACGACCGGCAACGUUUCUGGCGACUCGCGCAAUAACACCACCCAUGGCUCUUCAUCGGGUGACCCCGGAUCCACAAAUCUCGCUACUACCACACAGAGCCUUCGAUCCACCUUUGAUGAUGGACACUCGAUGGUCGACUCGGAUCACCACCACCACCACCGGCAGCAGCAGAGAGAUCGGGUCGCUACUCUUCCAAGCUCCUCUUCGAGUAGAGUAACACCGUCCGACACGCCAGGCACCUUCUCACUUGCUCGACACCGAAGAAAUCACAAUAAACGAGCCCCUUUGGGUAUGAAUGAACAGCCGCCAACGAAAUAA
This is a messenger RNA of Rodentolepis nana, 2673 nucleotides long. NCBI's taxonomy places the organism in Eukaryota, Metazoa, Platyhelminthes, Cestoda, Cyclophyllidea, Hymenolepididae. The record is from the annotation of a GenBank genome assembly.